UACCUCUUCACGGUUUGCACUUGAAUUUGUUUUGUGAAAGAAAAUAGGUAAAGAGUUUCACUUGUUUACCAUGGACUUAAGAAGUUCUGACCUGUGUUCUGUUUCCUCCACAGAUGAUGGAUACAAUGAGUUUCACGUAGUUGAAGCAGACUACAAUGACUAUGUUAUUUUUUAUUUCUUGAACUACCAUAAUGAGGAAAUAACCCAAGGAAUGGAGCUCUAUGCCCGCAAACCAGAUGUCAGUCCUCAAAUCAAGAAAAGGUUUGAGGAACUUUGCAAAAACCAUGGAAUUCCAGAGGAAAACGUGCAGGACUUGACCAAUGCUGACCCCUGUUCCCAGGACUGAUGGAGCCACAGAGCCCAGGCCUCCAGGUGGGUGCUGUCUGAGGGGGUGGGGCCAGCCCAGAGGUCUCUGCCCUCCAAAACCAGCAGGGCUUGAUGCUCAAAUGUUACAACACACACAUUUGGUGAGGAAGCUUGUGGGGUGAGCUUGAAUUUGGAGUUGGGAAUUCUGGUUCAGGAGUUACCACUACAUGAGCUUGAGAGCAAAUGGUCUCAGGAUUGAAAGGAACAAACAACGAUGUGCCCCUCACAGGGUCACUGUGUGGAUUUCCUGCUGCUGAGCGGACCUCAGGAGCUGAUAAUCUCCUAAAAU
Phyllostomus discolor (pale spear-nosed bat) is the source of this 655-nucleotide messenger RNA. Its product is annotated as lipocalin Can f 6.0101-like. Lineage: Eukaryota; Metazoa; Chordata; Mammalia; Chiroptera; Phyllostomidae. Gene Ontology annotation, molecular function: small molecule binding. The transcript is spliced from 3 exons. Bases 71 to 346 code for a protein of 91 amino acids. The record is from RefSeq and is a predicted model, not a curated record.